Molecule: messenger RNA, 4665 nt
Organism: Apiotrichum porosum
Lineage: Eukaryota; Fungi; Basidiomycota; Tremellomycetes; Trichosporonales; Trichosporonaceae
Exons: 10
Coding region: 1-4665 (1554 amino acids)
Cellular component (GO): nucleus
Molecular function (GO): RNA polymerase binding; transcription coregulator activity
Source: RefSeq, a predicted model, not a curated record
AUGCCUCGGCCAGCGUCCCCCGAAGGACGCCGGGAGCGGGAACUCAAGGACGACGAGAGGAGGGACUCGAGGGAAUCGAGCUCGCGCAGAGACCAGGAGCGCGACCGCGAAGACCACCGGGAUAGCAGGGAGGGGAAGGAUCGCGAUCGCGACAGACGUGAUCGUGACCGUGACCGCGACCGCGACCGCGACCGUGACCGCGACCGUGAUCGCGACCGUGACCGCAGACGGGACGACAAGUACGAUAGGGACGACCGUGAACGUGAUCGUGACUCCCGGCGAGACCGCGACCGGAGCAGUCGGCAUGACGACGAAAGGAGGGAACGCAAGCGCCGAGAGAGGGAGAGGAGUGGGAGCCGGGACCGCAGAUCCAAGCGCGACCGAAGGAGAGACCGCUCGCCUACCGAACGCGACGAACGACGGAAACGCAAAGAGGCCAAACGCACGGCCAAGCGCGAGGCCGAGCUCGAGCACGCCCGCAAGCUCACCGAGCUGACCAUGUACUCUGCGGCCGACAAUCCGUUCCACGACGCCAACCUCGGACAGCAGUUCCAAUGGCACAAGAAGCAAGAAAAGGAGAAGAAGGCGGGCAUGACGCCCGAAGAGAUUCAGCGCAAGGACGCCAUCCGCCGCAUCGAAGCCAAGGAGGAGCUCGAGAAGCUGAACAAAAAACGCGCCGAGCGCGAAGUGGAGAUGGCGCUCCGCGACGAGGAGGAGACGCGCAUGAAGCGUAUGGCCGAGGACGCGGCCAUGGCCGAGUGGAUCGCCAAGGAGGACUCGUUCCAGCUCGAGCAGUCCCGUCGCCGUGCCGGUAUCCGCCUCCGCAUGCAGCGCGCCAAGGCGAUCGACUUUCUGGCCAUCAAUCUCCGUUUCGCAGACGUGUCCGCCAUGGCACGCACGACGGCCGCUCUCGGUGCCCUCACUAACCCCCGUGCAGCCGAGGUCGCGCGCGAGGAGGAGGAGGAAGGGUGGGGGUGGGCGGACGCUGGGUUUGAGUUUGAGAUUGACGAGCCGUGGAAGAUCUUCGAGAACCUCACUCUGGAAGACUGUGUCGAGCUCGAGCAAGAUAUCAAAAUGUAUCUCUCGCUCGAGGCCUCGCCCAUCAACGCCGAGUUCUGGGAGGCCAUGCUGGUCGUGUGCAAGCACCACCUCGAGACGCUGCGCGACCCCGAGCGCGCCGCCGGCGGUCGCCUGCACAACCAAGAGGUCGAUGACUCUGCUGCGAACAUUGUCAACGGCCUGAGUCUGCAGCGCUUAAGCGACCUCGAGGCCCGCACGCACGCCAUGCUCAACAGCGGCGAGCCAAUCGACGGCGAGUUUUGGGAUUUGGUGCUCAAGAAGAUCACCGUUGCCAAAGCUAUUGCCAAACUCAACACCAUCCACGAGAUUGUGCUCAAGAACCGCCUCGAGCAGUUCAAGAAGCGCCAGCGCGAGGACGCCGCCAAGGCCCAGGCCGAGAUGGGCGGCGUCCUGGACGAGACGGAGGACGACGGCGCAUUCGGCGGCGACAUGCAUGCGGGCGGUGUGGAGGCCGAUGUUGAGGACGACGAGGACGACGAGGACGACUUCAUCGAGUCGUACAGGCCCGAGAUGAGUCCCGAGCCUGUCGACACGGCCAAGAUGACGCCCGACGACCGUCGCCUGCCCUUUGUCCUGGAGGAGGACGAGCUCCGCGCACUGUUCAAGGCCCGCCACACCAUCUCGCACGCCACGUUCAUGCCCCAGUCCAUGGCCCGCGAUGCUGUCUCGGCUUCGGCCGCGGCAGUUCCCGACGAGCCCCUCGAACGCGCCCUGGAUGCCGACGCCGAGGCCGUCGCAGAGUGGCGCGCACAGAUUGCCGCCGAGCCCCGCGACUGGGGAGACAGCGAGAGCGAGGAGGAGAUGGAGGAAGGCGACCUGGCCGACGAACUCGACAACGCUGCCCCGGCCGCAUACGAUUGGAGCGACAAGUACCGCCCGCGCAAGCCGAGAUACUUUAACCGUGUCCACACAGGUUACGAGUGGACGCAGUACAACCAGACACAUUAUGACACGGACAACCCGCCGCCCAAGGUCGUCCAGGGCUACAAGUUUAACAUCUUCUACCCAGACCUCAUUGACAAGUCCAAGGCGCCCACAUACCACAUCAAGCGUAUCCCAGAGGACCCGGACACGCAGAUGAUUGUGUUUACGUCUGGCCCGCCGUACGAGGACAUUGCGUUCCGCAUCAUCCGCAGGCCUUGGGAGUACUCGCACCGCAAGGGGUUCAAGAGCAACUUUGAUCGCGGCGUCCUUCAGCGCGCCGGACGCGUCCCACCAGGACCUCCUCCCGGCGGUCCCCAGCGCCCUGCCGGUCCUCCCGCUGGUGGACCGCUCGCUGCGCCUCCGCCGCCGCCGCCCCGGUCGGCCGCGAUGCCCAACUUUCCCCCACCGCUGCCUCCAGGCUGGACCGAGCACCGUGCCCCCGACGGCGUGACGCCCUAUUACUACAACGCCGCGACCAAGGCCUCGACAUACACGCGCCCGCACAUGGUCGUCGCCGCGCCGCCGUUCGCCGGCGCCGGCGGCGCGCUCCCUCCUCCUCCGGGCGUCUUCCCUCCUGCCGCUGUGGCCGCCGCCGCCGCCGCGCCCGAGAAGAAGAAGAAGAAGGAAAAGGCCAAGAACAAGGUGCCCAUCCCGGGCACGACGUGGCUGCGCGUGUCGACCAACGAGGGCAACGUGUUCUACUUUGAAAAGGAGGCCAAGCGGAGCGAAUGGACGGUCCCCGACGAGAUUGCCGAGGCGGUCGCGGCGCUUGAGGCUGACGAACGCGCCGAGAGGGAGGAGCAGGCCAAGGCCGAGCGCCUCGAGCGCCUGCGCGAGCAGGAGCGCGUGCGCGCCGAGGUCGAGGAAGAGCGCGCGCGGAAGCGCGCCGAAAAGGCCGAGCGCGCCGAGAAGGAUAAAGAGCGUAAGCGCAAGGCUGCUGCUGAGGAUGGCGGACGCGCGGCCAAGGUUGCCAAGCGGGACGGCGAGGACAAGGUCGCCGAGGCGGGUGAGGGGGAGGGAGAAGCAGAGGGGGAGGACAAGGAGCAGUUUGCGCCAGAGGGUGCAGACGACGAGGAGGCGUGGGCCAAGGCCGUCGCGGCCGAGUUUGCCCAGUCGGACGCGGCCAAGGCGGUGGCCGACGCCGAGGCAGAGGACGCGGCCAAGCGUGCAGAGGAGGACGCGGCCAAGAAGGUGUUUGCCGCUGCGGACGCUGUCAAGGUGUCGCCCGAGGAAGCGCGCGCUCUCUUCAAGGCCCUUCUUGCCGACAAGAACAUUUCACCCUUUGCCCCCUGGGAGCAGUCGCUGCCACUCUUCAUCAACGACCCGCGCUACGUGCUCUUGGCGUCCAUGAAGGAGCGACAGAUCGCAUACGAAGAGUAUUGCCGUGACGCGGGCCGCCAGCGGCGCCUGAACAAGGCGCCUGCCGCGGUCGAGAAGAAGGCGGCCGAUCCCGAGCGCGACUACCGCGCCCUCCUCCGCGAAGAGGUCACGUCGACGCGUACCCGCUUUGACGACUUUAAGCGCAAGAGCAAAAAAGACCGCAGGUUCUACUCGUACGGCCGUGACGACCGCGAGCGCGAAAAGGCCUUCAAGACGCACCUGCGCGAACUGGGCGAGCGCAAGCGCGCAGACGCAGCGCGCGCCGAGGCAGACUUUAUCGAUCUCCUCAAGGAGGCUGGCGAGGUGACGGCCGGCGCGGCGUGGUCGGACGUCAAGCGCCGGAUCUCGAGUGAUGUGCGCUACGACGCUGUGGGCUCGAGCUCGCUGCGUGCUGAGCUGUUUGACAACUACCUCAAGAAGCUGGGUAGCGAGCCAGCCGCGCCCGAGACGGCCGAGGAGGCGGCCGAGCGCAAGCUCCGCGAGCGCAAGGAGAGGCAGGCGGCGAGCCUGCGCGAGCGCGAGGGUAAAGUGCGCGCCGAGCAGGCCCAGGUCAGCGAGGCAGUGGACAAGAGCCGUGCCGGUGCUGGCCGCGAGGAGGCCGAGCGUCUAUACGGCUCCUUGCUGGUGGACGUUGUGCGCAGCCACGACAUGACAUGGGACGCCGCCAUGCCCAUCCUCCAGCAGGACCCGCGGUUCGCACACCCGUCUCUGCGCCCCGGCGACAAGCGCCGCCUGUUCGAGGGCCACAUCGAGCGCCUGUCCUCGACCAAGAGCAACGCCCUGCAAAAGCUCUUUGCCACGCACGCCCCCGAGCUCGACACGCCGUACGAGACCGUCUACGCCGCCAUUGCCGACGACCCCUUGGUCACGCGCAUGGGCCUGGACGCCGCUGCGCUCGAAGACCGCUUCCUCGUCUGGCGCCGGGCCCGCGAGGCCGACGCCCGCCGCGACUUUGACGUGCUCCUGGGCGAGAACAAGUUUGUCGACUUUUGGGGCCGCAUGCGUAACAAAACGCUCGACGAGGCCGCCGCAAAGGUCAAGGAGCACGACGAGCGCGACGAGGGUGAAGGUCUCGGCGAGGGCGGCAGCGCCGACAUUACAUCGCUCGCCAAGCAGAUCGACCUCGAGGAAGUCAAGAGCGUCCUCCGCCGCGACAGGCGGUACCGCCAGUUCGACCACAUGCCCGAGGUCCGCGAGCAGUGGCUGCGGGAAUACCUCGAAAACCUCGAGGGAUCAAAGGGUUCGGAGACGAUUCACAGCGUUGGCGCGGGGUUCCACUAG